Messenger RNA from Odobenus rosmarus divergens (Pacific walrus), 1496 nucleotides. It is a transcript of the gene INTS15, whose product is annotated as chromosome unknown open reading frame, human C7orf26. NCBI's taxonomy places the organism in Eukaryota, Metazoa, Chordata, Mammalia, Carnivora, Odobenidae. Bases 10 to 1356 code for a protein of 448 amino acids. The record is from RefSeq and is a predicted model, not a curated record. The transcript is spliced from 6 exons.
GGCCGCACCAUGAGCGACAUCCGCCACUCGCUGCUGCGCCGCGACGCGCUGAGCGCCGCCAAGGAGGUGCUGUACCACCUGGACAUCUACUUCAGCAGCCAGCUGCAGAGCGCGCCGCUGCCCAUCGUGGACAAGGGCCCCGUGGAGCUGCUCGAGGAGUUCGUGUUCCAGGUGCCCAAGGAGCGCGGCGCGCAGCCCAAGAGGUUGAAUUCACUUCAGGAGCUCCAACUUCUUGAAAUCAUGUGCAAUUAUUUCCAGGAGCAAACCAAGGACUCUGUCCGGCAGAUUAUUUUCUCAUCCCUUUUCAGCCCCCAAGGGAACAAGGCUGAUGACAGCCGGAUGAGCUUGUUGGGAAAACUGGUGUCCAUGGCAGUGGCUGUGUGUCGAAUCCCGGUGUUGGAGUGUGCAGCCUCCUGGCUCCAGCGGACGCCUGUGGUCUACUGCGUGAGGUUAGCCAGGGCCCUCGUGGAUGACUACUGCUGUCUGGUGCCAGGAUCCGUGCAGACGCUGAAGCAGAUACUCAGUGCCAGCCCUCGAUUCUGCUGCCAGCUCAUCACCUCUGUCACCGCGCUGUAUGACCUAUCCUCAGAUGACCUCAUCCCACCGUUGGACUUGCUUGAAAUGAUUGUCAGCUGGAUUUUCGAGGACCCGAGGUUGAUUCUCAUCACUUUUUUAAAUACUCCGAUUGCAGCCAAUCUCCCCAUAGGAUUUUUAGAGCUCACCCCGCUCACUGGAUUGAUCCGCUGGUGUGUGAAGGCCCCUCUGGCUUAUAAAAGGAAGAAGAAGCCCUCCCUGUCUAAUGGCCACGUCACUACCAAAGUUACAAAGGACUUGGGAGGGAUGGACAGAGACUCCCACCUCCUGUACUCAAAACUCCACCUCAGCGUCCUGCAGGUCCUCAUGAUGCUCCAGGUGCACUUAACCGAGAAGAAUCUGUACGGGCGCCUGGGCCUCAUCCUGUUUGACCACAUGGUCCCGCUGGUAGAGGAGAUCAACAGGUUGGCAGAUGAACUGAACCCCCUCAACGCCUCCCAGGAGAUCGAGCUCUCUCUGGACCGGCUGGCUCAGGCUCUGCAGGUGGCCAUGGCCUCCGGAGCACUGCUGUGUACAAGAGAUGACCUGAGAACCUUGUGCUCCAGGCUGCCCCAUAAUAACCUGCUCCAGCUGGUGAUCUCGGGCCCUGUGCAACAGGCACCACACGCGGCGCUGCCCCCCGGCUUCUACCCUCACAUCCACACGCCCCCGCUGGGCUACGGGGCUGUGCCGGCCCACCCCGCCGCCCACCCCGCCCUGCCCACGCACCCGGGGCACACGUUCAUGUCGGGCAUGACCUUCCCGUUCAGGCCCAUCCGCUAGACCGGCCCCGGUGCCGCCGAGGGACAGUGUGCCCUCCGCCCGGGCCGGAGGAAGCCUUCCAGAGAAGGGGGGAGCUGCCCCAUCGAAGAGGACCUUUUGGGGGCAGCCGGCAGUCCCUCGUCCCCAGCAGGAGUGUCUUG